AUGACAGGUUUGCUGAAUAAAGAUGGCAUCAUUCACAAGGUGGCGACAGAUUACCAUCCCCAAACAAAUGGCCAACCAAGGUGUCCAACAGAGAGAUCAAGCACAUACUCGAGAAGAUUGUUAAGCCUCAUAGAAGGGGACUGGAGCUCUAGGCUUGGAGACGCGAUAUGGGCUUAUCGGACAUCUUACAAGACACCCAUCGGCAUGAGUUCGUUCCACCUAGACUACGAAAAGGCUUGUCACCUUCCGGUAGAGGUGGAACAUAAAGCUUACUGGGCUGUGAGGGAAUGCAACUCAGGAUUGGGAGGAGCUGGAAUUGAAAGAAAAUUACAAUUGGAGGAAUUGGAGUGCCUUCGGCUAGAAGCGUAUGAAAACUCAAGGCUCUACAAAGAAAAGGUGAAGGCGGUACAUGAUAGGAACAUCAAGAGAAGAGAGUUUAGAGCUGGGAUCAAGCCCUUCUUUACAACUCCAGGUUGA
This is a messenger RNA of Arachis ipaensis, 477 nucleotides long. RefSeq lists its product as uncharacterized. The record is from RefSeq and is a predicted model, not a curated record. NCBI's taxonomy places the organism in Eukaryota, Viridiplantae, Streptophyta, Magnoliopsida, Fabales, Fabaceae. Gene Ontology annotation, molecular function: nucleic acid binding.